Lachnellula hyalina is the source of this 1545-nucleotide messenger RNA. RefSeq lists its product as uncharacterized. The record is from RefSeq and is a predicted model, not a curated record. The transcript has a single exon. Lineage: Eukaryota; Fungi; Ascomycota; Leotiomycetes; Helotiales; Lachnaceae. The coding region runs from base 1 to 1545 and encodes 514 amino acids.
AUGCAAGAAACAGAAAAUCUACCAGAGGGUUUCAAGAAUGUUCAACAUUCUUUAGGCUCAUAUAUCAAACAAAGGCAAGAGGCAACCCAUAUUCGACGCGUUUUGGCCGCCCAUCUAAAGUCCACCCUCGAUCCAGAUGGGCAAAAUCCUUUACCUAGGCCAUUAUCUCUCAUAGACAUUUCGUGCAAUAUUGAAUCAACACCCCAUGGUGUGAGAGGUCUACAGAAAGAGUAUCUACGUUGUGUACGGACGAAUAUCACUGCGAGGAGGGAAUACGCCCAGACCUGUAAAGCACAUCAAGUAAAAGGGCAAGAUUAUGCCCGCACGAGUCUUGGAAACGAUACAAUUGGCGACCCCAUGGACCGUUUCCUUGGCCUUGUCAAGCAACAGCAAAAGCAUGAGGCCUUAUGCAUCAUCCAAGAUUACGUCGAUAUGCUCAGCCAAAAGCCUACAGCUGCACCCGGAUUUCUGGACCUCAAGGAGGUGUUAAAAGAUGUGGAGUCUCUUCCCCAAGUUCCACCAGAGGUUUUGAGAGUUUCCGGUACCCAACAACGAUCCGGUGGCGUCGAUCUGAAAGAUCUUGUGGAUCAGCUUGAAAAGUCAGUACUGAGAGCGAAAUUGCUCUUGAAAAGAGAGCAGAGGCUUCUCGCGAAAGUCAAACCAGAGCAAAAAAGUCCGCCUGUCAAAGAAACCGGAAGGUUGCAAGCGCUUGGUACCGCAAGGAACGAGUUGAUCAAUUGGAUCGAGGCAGAGCUUUCUCGAGCAGGCGAAAGCUCCCCAGACGAGGAUGAUGUGAAUACAAUUUCCAGACCCGAGAAGAGAAGCACAGGGUGUAUAGAUGGCCAACUCGCAACAGUCCAACAACAAUACUCUCAAUACACGAAAGUAAGACAAAAGCUAGUCUUGACAGUGACUGGGAGGUUGCAGCAUGGAGCUCAAAUAACGCCCGAUGAAGAACCAGACUUACCAGUUGAGGUAUUGGAAUCUAUAGGCGUUAAUGAGCUGAGUCACGUCGUGUAUCCUUACCUGGAAGAGCUGGUCGCUGUUGCCAAUGAGCAGAAAGCUAUCAUUCAGCUGAAAUCCCAUCUCACAAUCAAUUUAGCAAAGCAACUCAAGACAUCCAGUCAAUGCCUAGAACGCCUUGCACAUGAGAGUCAUUUGCUCCCGGCACAUCCAAUGCCAGCGGGUUCAUCGCAUCGCAAAGGUCUUUCUCUAGAGUCAUCAUUUGGGGACGAGAUAUCGAAGCAUGAGAAACCAGACUCAUCUCGAAGAGCUAGAGCCUGGGUCUAUGCAUCAGAGUCGGCCGCAAAUGUGAUGAAAGAGAAGAUAUUGGAAAAGUUGGAGGAGGGUAGCAUGGCAAUUGAUGAAAGUCGGCAAACCAUGCUUGAGUUGCAGCGUCUCCUUGGCGACGAUACGGACGUUCUUUGCGGGGACAAAGACGACGAAUUUUCGACUCAAAAAAUCACAACGAAUUCGAAAGAUAUAUGGUCGAUUAUUGAUGGGUCUUUAGGUGUCAUCAAACAGGGUGACGGAGCCGUGGCUUAA